Messenger RNA from Chironomus riparius, 1520 nucleotides. The record is from the annotation of a GenBank genome assembly. NCBI's taxonomy places the organism in Eukaryota, Metazoa, Arthropoda, Insecta, Diptera, Chironomidae.
AACAGUCUUAGUAUCCACUAGGAGGUUUCUGCAGCAUUCUUUUUUAGUUUCCACUUUUCUAUUCUUUUAAAAUUUUAAAUCUUCAAAAAAAUAAUACUUAAAAUGAAAGCAUUCGUAAUUGCAACAUUGUUCGUCGCCUCUUGCUCUGCAAGCUUAUAUGGCGCAAUUUCAACUCAAUAUCAAGCUCAAGACGGACUUGGUGGAUACUCAUAUGGUUAUUCAGAUCCACUUAGCACCAAGCAUGAAUCAAAAUCACAUGAUGGAUCACUCCACGGUGGAUAUUCAUAUGUAGAUGCUCAUGGUCAUGUUCAAUCAGUAAAAUAUGUAGCUGAUCCACAUCACGGUUUCCAAGUUGUUUCAGCAACAAAUUUACCAAAAGGCCCAGCACCAGUUCAUGCUGUUGCUCCAGUAAUCGCUCAUCAUGCUCAUUGGGAUAUCCCAGCUUAUGCUCCAGUUGCUCCAUCAAAAACUUAUGAAGUUCUUGCUGCUGAACAUGCUCACUUUGCCGCUCAUGCUGAAGCUAAGGCAAGAUUACAUCAUCAUCAUAAACGAUCAGCUUAUGGACCAGUCGACACACCAGAAGUUCAACAUGAAAAAGCUCUCCACUUUGCUGCUCACCAACGUGCUCUCCAAGGCUUACCAGCUAAUCCAUUGGUCUAUCACCCAGAAUUGGCAUGGAAAGAUAACCAUCAUGCUGCCCCAAUUGUUUCAGCUCACUACAAUCAUUAUGCACAUGAAGCAGCACCAUUACCAGUUAACGGAGUUCCAGUCGACACUGCUGAAGUUCAACAUGCUAAAGCUGUCCAUUUCUCAUUAGUUGCUGAUGCUAAAUCCAAACUUUCCCACAGCGGUGCACACUACGCUCCAGCUCACUAUGCACCAGUUCAUUAUGCUCAAGCUCAUGAUGAAUGGAAAUCACAAAAUGUUUAUACCGGACCAUAUCAUUAUCCAACAAUCCACAAUGGUGUCCCAGUCGAAACCCCAGAAGUCAAACACGAGAAGGCAAAGCACUUUGCUCUUGUUGCUGAAGCUAAGGCACAACAAUCACAUCACGGACAUUAUGGACAAGAAGAUGAUGGUUCAUAUGACUCAAGAUACGAGAAAGAACAAAACUGGUAUUAAAUUUUAAUUAAUUACUGAGAAUUGAACCUGAAACCUCCUGCCAUUCAGAACUGCUCUUUCCACUCCUUUACUAAGAUUAAUCUACUUUAAACUAUCCUUACUUCCUCAUUCUAUAAAUGUGAAAAUCAUUACAUUUCUCCAUAAAUUACGAUAAUUUCUUAAUGACUUCCAUCCACCUUAUUCCAAUAUGCUGCUCUGUCAAUAACUGCAACUUUAAAUUAUCGUAACAGUUUUGUAAAACAAUAGAUUUUCACAUUUUUAAAAUGACUUGAAACCAAAACGUCCAAUCAUAACCGACCGCAUUUUAAAUGGAUUAAUUGAAUAUUGGAUUGUAUAAAGACAUGCUUAUGAAUUAUGUCUGUAAAUAAAAUUACCAAAAAAAUGAGAAUUAAAAAAAA